Molecule: messenger RNA, 2372 nt
Organism: Ziziphus jujuba (common jujube)
Lineage: Eukaryota; Viridiplantae; Streptophyta; Magnoliopsida; Rosales; Rhamnaceae
Product: lysM domain receptor-like kinase 4
Exons: 1
Coding region: 316-2199 (627 amino acids)
Biological process (GO): protein phosphorylation
Molecular function (GO): protein kinase activity; ATP binding
Source: RefSeq, a predicted model, not a curated record
UUCACCGUUGGAAAUGUUGGCCGGACUUGGAAAUAAUAUUAUAUUUAAAAUGCCUAUCUUAUAGUGUCACUUUGUAAUCGCUGGCUGUGUCAUGAAAUUUCAUUUACUAAUUUAUUUAAUGCGGUUCUUCCUUAAGCUGGUCUCUCUCUGCGUCGGCAAGCAUUCCUCUCAAUCAAAUUAUUUCUUCUUCUCCCCUUGCAGACCAAAUCUAUCAGCUCCAUUUCCAUAUACCAUUCUCUACCUUUCCCCACUUUUUUAUACGCCAUAUUUUUAAAAUUUACUUGAGAAAAACUUAUUAUUUGGGCAUAGAAAACCAUGAAGAAGUACUAUAUUUUCUGGUUUCUUAUCUUGGUCUGCAUAAAAUCAAGCUCUGCUCAGCAAUAUUAUGACCCAUCAGAUUGUGUAUCAAAUACAAACAAUUCAGGUUCAAAAUAUACUUGUAGUUCAUCAUCCCAAAGUUCAUGCAAAACCUUCUUAGUCUACAGAGCCAGUCAACAUUUCCAGACUAUUUCUAAUGUCUCAGACUUGUUCAAUGUGAAAUUUGAUGUGCUACUUCAAUUGAACAAUCUAACAAACAAGUCUGAGGCAUUAACAGCAGGUAGAGAAAUUCUUGUACCCAUUACAUGUUCUUGCUCAGGACAAUUUUUUAAGGCAAAUUUUAGGUACACAGUGUCUGGAAUCACAUCCUUCUCAGAGAUUGCUUGUGGGGUUUUUGAAGGGCUAUUGAAACUUUCCACUUUCACUGAGGAAAACCCAUUUGGAGGAGAAAACAAUCUCAAAACUGGUUAUAAGCUUCAAGUGCCUCUGAAAUGUGCUUGCCCUGAAAAUUCCACCAUUAGUAAGGGAAUAAAGUACCUUGUUACAUACCCAAUUGCAAAAGGAGAUGAAAUAAAUUCUCUGAGCAAGAAAUUUGACAUCCCUGCAGAAGAAUUAUGGGAAAUGAAUCAUUUAGAACCUUGGCCAACGGUUUUUCCUGGGACUACUUUCCUAGUUCCACUUAGAAAUCCGAAGGUCGUAAACUUUAAUAUCCCAAAUUCUCCACCUCCAAGUCCUGAUUUUCUUCCAACAAUUCCUGUUCAAAAACCAGCAAAUAACACAAAGCUGAAAAGGAAUAAAUACAUAGCAGGUUUUGCUGUUGGGUUUUCUCUUCUACUUGUAGCACUACUUUCAUGUGGGUUGUUCAUAAAAGCUUUGAAGAAAUGGAAGGUGGAAAAGUACCAGCAUUUCACUGCUAGAAGCUCUCCGAUCUCUUGUUCACCUGCCAGAAGCUCUCCUAGAUUCCAAACAGGCGGAUUGAGCCCCACAAACUCGUCUUUAUCUCCGGAUCUUCUUGCUGGGAUAAAAUUCUCUUUGUUUAACUACAGCAUAGAAGAGAUCAAGAAAGCAACAGGGGAUUUCAGUUGGCCGAACAAGAUCGGCAAUGAAGUAUAUGAGGGAUUGAUGAUGGAUAACGAUAAAGUAAUUAUCAAACGGAUGAGAUUCGAAGACACUCGCCAGGUGAUCGAUAUACACUCCAAGAUCAACCACAUCAAUAUAGUGAAACUACGUGGUGUUUGUUACGGAGAAAAGGACUUUUCCUGGUCUUACUUAGUGUUUGAGUUCCCUGGAAAAUGCUUGAGGGAUAGCCUAUCUGAUCCGUCCGAUUGUCAUCUAAGUUGGGAUCAGAGGUCACAGAUUGCUUUUGACAUUGCAACUGGUCUUCACUACUUGCACUGCUAUACUUUCCCUUCAUAUGCUCACAUGAGGGUGAAUACAAGAAACAUCUUUGUGACAUCAAAUUGCAGAGCAAAACUUGGAAAUAUUGGAGCAACCCCGGCCGUUGGAUUUUCAUCAAAAGAAAAUUAUAGAAAUAAUAGAAGUUUUAGAGGAUGGGUUGCACCUGAGUACAUUAUACAUAGCUCAGUUUCUGAAAAGGUAGACAUUUUUGCAUUUGGAGUUGUGCUGCUUGAGCUUAUAUCAGGAAAGGAAGACAGUGAUGGAAAGCUAUUCAAAGAAUCAAUCAGAUUCUUAGGAGGUAGAGCAAGUGAAGGAGGUUGUUUCGAGCAGCUGAAAAGUUUCAUGGACCCAAAUUUGAAAGAGGAUUAUUCUCUUGCAGAAGCUUUAUGUUUAGCCGUUCUAGCAAAGGCUUGUGUGGAAGAUGAACCUCUGCAUAGACCAUCUAUGGAUGACAUUAUCAAAGUGCUUGCCAGAAUGGUAUGAAUAUGAAUUAGAUGAUGAAGAAACAUCAUCAGAUUUGGUUUUCUAAUUGUAAUGAACCAGUACUGGACUGAUUACAAUUUCUCUGAGAUAAAGGAACCAUGUUUGUUUUUAUUUAUUUUAUUUUAUUUUUUUAGUUUUGCCAUAAGUCGUUGAAAAGUAAUCAAAUUUAUGAA